Messenger RNA from Monoraphidium neglectum, 219 nucleotides. RefSeq lists its product as hypothetical. Lineage: Eukaryota; Viridiplantae; Chlorophyta; Chlorophyceae; Sphaeropleales; Selenastraceae. The transcript has a single exon. The record is from RefSeq and is a predicted model, not a curated record. Bases 1 to 219 code for a protein of 72 amino acids.
AUGGGGCUGCAGCUCGGGCCGCCAACGCCGUAUUGGCAGGCUGAGGGCGGCUACGGCGUGGUUGACGAGGCCGACAGGGAGGCCGGCAUUGAGGAGGAGCAGGGCGUGCAGCCCGCCGAGGGUGCCGCAAGCGGCGCCGCUGCCGGCAGCAGCGUGGGCGGGUCAGCCGCCCGCAACCUGAAAGGCGAGGCCCGGAAGGCCGCGCCGGGCAAGAAGUAG